Pseudoliparis swirei is the source of this 1139-nucleotide messenger RNA. RefSeq names its product mothers against decapentaplegic homolog 4-like. Bases 82 to 702 code for a protein of 206 amino acids. Gene Ontology annotation, biological process: anatomical structure morphogenesis; SMAD protein signal transduction; regulation of transcription by RNA polymerase II. NCBI's taxonomy places the organism in Eukaryota, Metazoa, Chordata, Actinopteri, Perciformes, Liparidae. Gene Ontology annotation, molecular function: DNA-binding transcription factor activity, RNA polymerase II-specific; I-SMAD binding; RNA polymerase II cis-regulatory region sequence-specific DNA binding. Gene Ontology annotation, cellular component: heteromeric SMAD protein complex. The record is from RefSeq and is a predicted model, not a curated record. The transcript is spliced from 5 exons.
CAGACAGACAGACAGACAGCCUGUCUCACCGUCACAGGCGGCUCAUCACAGCCGACCGGAGAGCGCCGAUACCCGGUGACCAUGUCGGUGCUUGGCUCCGCCCCCAGCAGCGGUGACUCCUCCCUCAGCAUCGUCCACAGCCUGAUGUUCCACCGGCAGGGAGCGGAGAACGAGGGCUUCGCCAAGCGGGCGAUCGAGAGCCUGGUGAAGAAGCUGAAGGAGAAGAGGGAGGAGCUAGACGCCCUCAUCACCGCCGUGACCAGCGGCGGGGGCCGGCCCAGCACCUGUGUGACCAUCCAGAGGACGCUGGACGGGCGGCUGCAGUACUCUACUGGAGUACUUUACUUCCUGCAGGGUCUCUCCAUCACAGUCCUCCGUAUCCACAGCCUGUGUCCAACCACACAGGUGUUUGACCUGAGGCAGUGCCACAGACAGUUGCAGCAACAGGCUGCAGCGGCGGUUGUCGGUUCGAUUCCCGGGCCGAUCGGCGUGGGGGGGAACGCCCCCUCAGUCAGUGUGGGCGUGGACGACCUGCGUCGGCUGUGCAUGGUGCGGCUGAGCUUCGUGAAGGGUUGGGGGUGCGAUUACCCGCGGCGCAGCAUCAAAGACACCCCCUGCUGGCUGGAGGUGCACCUGCACCGCGUGUUGCAGCUGCUCGACCAGGUGCUGCACACGCUGCCGCCGCGGGAACACGCCCUCUGAUGCAGGGGGCGGGGCUUAACUCACCGGACAGCCAAUCGGACGAGAGACAAAGCCGAUACCGUAUUCACUCAGUGGUUUGAGGAGAAAUCCACGCCAGAGAACAGGAAGUGACCAUAUCUGGACUGUGGAAGAGUGACGUAGAAAUGAAGCAUAGACUUCUGUACAACCAGGAGUCGCCACCUGGUGGUCAGUGGAGAGAAUGCAGCUUUAACUUUUUUUUUUUAAUGCCAACUUUUUUUUAUUGGCUAUUUAUUUGUAUUUGACCAAAGAUUCAUUUCCUGCUCUCGAUGACAUCACUUCCUGUUUCCUCUGUCAAAUUAUUUAUUCUGCCUUUUUUUAAUUUAGUUUUUUUAUUAUAUUUUAAAAGCUUUUAUACUGAAAGGGUCUACAACAUAACAUUAGCUAUUUAUUCAAAAUAAAAGUUUUCUUAUAUAUUA